Condylostylus longicornis is the source of this 708-nucleotide messenger RNA. RefSeq names its product integrin beta-3-like. Bases 1 to 708 code for a protein of 235 amino acids. The record is from RefSeq and is a predicted model, not a curated record. The transcript has 2 exons. NCBI's taxonomy places the organism in Eukaryota, Metazoa, Arthropoda, Insecta, Diptera, Dolichopodidae.
AUGGAUGAAUUAAGAAAACAUAAGUCUUCUGAACAUUCAAAUAAUACUAUAUUGCAAGAAAACUAUGUUGCACCCACUAUUACAUCAUCAAAUAAUGAAAAUCAAAUAGUUCCAAAUCAAAACGGAAAUUUAACCGAAUUUUCUCAAAAUUCAAAAAAUAUUAAUGGUGAAAUACCGGCUAUUGAAACUAAAAGCGAAUAUUCUACAAAAUCUCCGGUUAAUAUAAAUGAUGUUGCGUUAAAAGAGAAACCGGAACCAUCAGCACCCCUUUUACCAUCCUCCAAUGAAUAUGUAAUAACUCAGCAACCUCCACCAUAUAUGCAUCAAGAACAGCCAUAUACACAACAAUCGCAGCGACAACAGUAUACAACUUCAGUUUCUCCCAUAUAUUCGGGCGAUCCGUGUUGUAUUUGUUGCUGCCGCCCUACUAUACAUUGUGGUAAUUGUUGUUGUGAUGGGUCUUCAAACGGGAACGUAGUAGAUGGUGCGGUUCCUGCUUCAAAUGAUGAGGAUUGUAUUGAUUGUUGUUGUGAUUGUUGCUGUCAUUCAUGCAGAGCUAUUGUAACUGCAGCUGAUUGUAAAAGUUGUGAUUGUGACUGUGGAGAUUGUGAUUGUAACUGUGGUGAUUGUGACUGUGGAGAUUGUGACUGUGGAGAUUGUGACUGUGGAAAUUGUGAUUGCGACUGUGGAAGUUGCUCGAUUAUGUAG